Messenger RNA from Penicillium salamii, 2010 nucleotides. The record is from the annotation of a GenBank genome assembly. NCBI's taxonomy places the organism in Eukaryota, Fungi, Ascomycota, Eurotiomycetes, Eurotiales, Aspergillaceae.
AUGCGGUCUUCCAUUCCCGUGAUUGCGUGUCUGGUGUCGUCCACCCUGGCGCAGACCUUUCAGCGGUUAGGUGGAUGUCCUGAUUUGGGAUGUGUCUUCCCGCCUGAUCAGGCCGACUUUCUGGCUGGACAGUACUUCGACAUCCGAUUAGAAGUGCACUCGCCUGUCAAUGGAUCGGAAGCACGAACUGGCGAGCCAGAUCAAGAUUUUAAAUUCACAAUCAACAAAAAGGACGGGACUCCUGUGCCCGCCACGAAAUAUUUCGAAAUUGAUGAGCCGGAGCUCGAGAGUUGGAAUUUCACUUGGUAUGAAGGUAAGGACCCUCAACCAAAACACGGGCCUGGAACCAAAUUAAUCGAAACAGACCUUUUCGCGCAGGACGCGGACAAACCCUCGCUGGUGAAUGUCACCUCCAAGAUCUAUAGGAGAGUUGCACUGUACGAGCCUGGAGAAUACGAGGCCACCCUGAGCUAUUAUGGAGACGAGAAGACGAUGGCAAAUUGGCAUGUCCGCGACCUUUCCACCAAGCGGCGUGCGAAGAACGUAGUCAUGUUCAUUGGAGAUGGCAUGACCACUAACAUGAUCACGGCCGCACGUCUGAUUGCACACAAGAGUAUCAACGGCAAGUACAUGACGAAGAUGGCAUUGGACAAAUUCCCCAUCCUGGGACACCAGAUGACGCACUCGAUGGACUCUUUCAUCACCGACUCGGCCAACUCCGCUACAGCCCUCUACACGGGCCACAAGACCACUGUGAACGCUUUGAACGUGUAUGUCGAUUCUUCCAGUGAUCCGUUCGAUGACCCCAAGUUCGAGACGAUCUCGGAGAUCUUCCGUCGUCGCAACCCGGAUGGCGGCGUGGGUAUCGUUUCCACUGCUUUCUUGGCCGAUGCAACUCCCGCUGGAUUGGCUGCUCACACCAGCGACCGUGGUGAAUAUGACCAUGUCAUCAGCGCCUAUUAUGAGGGUCUGACCAAGUAUGAAUGGACAAACUGGGAUGGCCCCGACGUACUCCUGGGCGCUGGUGCGGAGGAUUUCCUGCAAAGCGAAGAAACCAGAGAUUACUACAAUCUCUUCGCCGAGAAAGGUUACAACCUGGCCUGGAACAACACGGCUCUCCACGAUGCACCAACCGAUGAGAAGUUGCUGGGCGUUUUCCAGAAGUCUAAUCUUGCGACCUGGCUCGACCGCAACGUCUACCAGGCUAACCUCCUCAACCAGAGUAACUAUCCCGAUGGUUCCGGUCGCGAUGCCGAGGACCUCCCAGGACUUAAGGAUAUGACUCUGAAGGCGAUUGACGUGCUCCACAACCGUCACGGAGAUGAUGGUUGGUUCCUGAUGUCCGAGGCUGCCAGUAUCGACAAGCAGAUGCACUCGCUGGAUUACGAUCGAUCACUAGGCGAGCUUCUGGAGCUUGACGAUACUGUGCGCGCGACAAUCGAAAAGCUCAAGGAGCUUGGUGAACUGGAAGACACGCUGAUCGUCGUCACGGCCGAUCACGGCCAUGGCUUUGACGUCACCGGCUCAGUGGACACCGAGUACAUGGAUGCCCAGGACGACGACCGCAGCAAGCGCAAUGCCGUUGGGUACUAUGAGAACUCCGGCUUGUCGCAGUACACCGUCGCUGGACCUAACUCCUUGCGUUAUUCUGAAGGUGUGCACUUCCCUUCACGCUGGGACCCGCGGUACACCCUGCACUCGGGUGUCGCUGCUUUCCCCGACCACCGGGAGAAUUACCAGGUGCACAGCGAGGGUCCGCGAACACCCGCCGCGACCACAAAUGACAAGAAGAACGGGUAUUAUGCCAGCUACAAGGAUGCUGUCACUGGCUUCGUGGUGAAUGGAACACUGCCUCUUGACGCGGGCCAGGGGGUCCACUCCUUGACAGACGUGCCCGUGUUUGCUCAGGGCCCGUGCCAGGAGUUGUUUGGAGGUGUCUACAACUCCAUUGAUAUAUUCUUCAACAUUGCAGAAUGUCUGGGAUUGUCAGAGAUCAAGGAUAAGCACUAA